This is a messenger RNA of Kalmanozyma brasiliensis GHG001, 1344 nucleotides long. Its product is annotated as Nicotinamide N-methyltransferase-like protein. The transcript is spliced from 2 exons. NCBI's taxonomy places the organism in Eukaryota, Fungi, Basidiomycota, Ustilaginomycetes, Ustilaginales. The record is from RefSeq and is a predicted model, not a curated record. Bases 1 to 1344 code for a protein of 447 amino acids.
AUGUCGGGUGCGUCAGCUUUCCUUCCGAGUCGCGACCUUCGAGACUUGAGGACGCUCGACCUUUCGUCGUCCGAAUGCUUAGAUAGCGUCCGCGACAAUCUCGAGAGCUUGGCUCGCCUCCUUGGCGCGAGUGGGGGAUUCAUCACUCAUGCGCCUCCGCAGCUCGCACAGAAGAUCGAUGAGGCCAUCCAGGCUAACGAGCCUGCCUUCGAGCAUCCGCCGGGCGAGGUCGACUCCUUCGAACGAAGCUACGUAACGAGAUGGCUUACCCGGCUCAUCUCCGAGUUGAGCCUGAUUUGCUCGGACGACGAUGACGAUGACGAAGCAGCAGCACAGGCCGAGAGGCUGUCGGAGCAAUGCGCUGAGCUCAUCGCGCUCGCCGCUGGCAGGAUGGCCGCCGGUGCGUCUGUACAGGAUCACAUCUUCCAGCUCGAUGAUGGCACCCUUACCGUCAAACUGAGAGAUGGUGCCUUGAUCCACGACUCUCUUGGCACUCAUACCUGGGGUGCUGCUCCUCUUCUUUCGCAGCUUCUCCUGCCCCUUGAAGCUAGCAAUGGUCGAGAUCUCAGAAUCCUCGAGCUUGGUGCUGGGACCGGUCUCGUCGGUCUCGCCCUGGCAUCCUGGUCCCGUCGCUAUCGGUCUCAUCACCGGACGCAAGUCGUCUGCACCGAUUAUCAUCCCACCGUGCUCGAGAACUUGGCGCACAACAUCAGCUUGAACGGCUGGUCAUCAUUAGCUUCACGACCGUCGGUGACGACAUCUGAUUCGUCAGCGCCCGUUUCGGUCGUGUCGCGCUGUCUAGAUUGGCAAAGUGUGCAUCGAGAGCUGUGCACGCAAGAGACCAGCCAAGCUCGCGACUUGACCUCUCAGACCUUGCCUAGCCAUCUGACCACAACAAACGAGGCUGAUUGGGCCAGUAGACUUGAUGUCGAAUCUCAUACAGGGUCUUUCGAUAUCCUCGUCGCAGCAGACUGCGUGUACGAUCCCGUCCAUCCUCUCUGGAUCCGUUCGGUGGCAGAAAAGCUGCUGAGGAGGCCUGAUACUGCCGACAGCAACUCGCCUCUGCUGCACGUCAUGGUCCCGCUAAGGCCGACCCACCAGCAAGAGGUGCUAGCGGUCUAUCAAGCCUUCGGAGAGAAGCGUGAGUCGGGCCUUCUAAAGCUUGUCAUUCUAUCCGAGCAAGACUACCACGGCUACGAAAACUUUGGAGCGUGGAACUCGGUCGUGCGAUCCGAGACUGCCACUCACAGCCAACCGCAAGGUGGACUUGCCAGGACAUAUCGAUGGUUUCAGAUCGGCUGGCAGACGGCCUCGAGAGGCCCGGUGGAAGCACGCGAACCGUGA